Cavenderia fasciculata is the source of this 975-nucleotide messenger RNA. It is a transcript of the gene mak16l, whose product is annotated as MAK16-like protein. Gene Ontology annotation, cellular component: preribosome, large subunit precursor; nucleolus. Gene Ontology annotation, biological process: maturation of LSU-rRNA; maturation of 5.8S rRNA. The record is from RefSeq and is a predicted model, not a curated record. Lineage: Eukaryota; Evosea; Eumycetozoa; Acytosteliales; Cavenderiaceae. Bases 1 to 975 code for a protein of 324 amino acids. The transcript has 5 exons.
AUGACAAUGAUGCAAGAUGAUAUCAUUUGGAGUGUUCUAAAGAACCAGUUUUGUUCUUUUAAAACAACAUUCAAUAAAGCAAGAUAUUGUAGAAAUCAAUUCAAUGCAACUGGUUUGUGUAAUAAGGGAUCAUGUCCUUUGGCAAACAGCAGAUAUUGUACAGUUCGUGAAGAGGAGGGUGUUUGCUAUCUCUAUAUGAAGACAAUCGAGCGUGCACAUCAACCUGCCAAGCUCUGGGAGAGAAUUAAAUUGGACACCAACUUUAUGGAGGCCAUCGAUCAAAUAGACAAGCAUUUGGAAUAUUGGCCAGAGAAAUUAAUACAUAGAGCCAAACAAAGAUUUAUUAGAAUUACCCAAUACUUGAUUAGAAUGAGAAAACUUAGAAAAGAAGUCAGACGUGAAUUGGUUCCAAUUCAAAAGAAGGCUGAUAGAAGAGAUGCCCGUCGUGAACAAAAGGCUAUGGUUGCUGCUCAACUUACAGUUAAUAUUAAGAAGGAACUUUUAGAAAGAUUAAAGAAGAAAACAUAUGGAGAUUUGUAUUACUUCCCAGAAAAGGUAUUUAAUGAAGUAUUGGAGGAAGAUGGUGAACAAGAUGAAAUGAACAGUGAAGAAGAGGAAGAGGAAUUCGAAGAGGAGAUGGAAGAAGGUGGUGCCACCGAGUAUGUCGAUGGCGGCUCUGACGAAGAAUUCUACGACGACGAUGAAGAUGACGAAGACUAUGAUGACAUUGAAGGUGGAGAUUACGCAAACGACUACCAACAAGAUAGUGACGAAGACAAUGAAUUAUAUGAAGAAUCAGAUGCAGAAUCUGAUGAAGAUGAUGAUCAACCAAAAACUAAAUCAUCAUUCAAGAGAAGUUUACCAAAAGCAAGAUCCAAGAAAGACGGACCACAAACAAAGAGAAAGGCUAGAAUCGAUAUUGAAUAUGAAACCGAACAAGAAACAACCUCUACUACCAACACCAACAAUUGGUAA